Paramecium sonneborni is the source of this 1515-nucleotide messenger RNA. The record is from the annotation of a GenBank genome assembly. Lineage: Eukaryota; Ciliophora; Oligohymenophorea; Peniculida; Parameciidae.
AUGGACGAAUAACAAUAGAUUUAUGAGGAACUUUGUAUAUCAAUUGUUGAAUCAGAAUAGAUAACUAAAAGCAUAAUCAAAUAAAUAUUACAUUAAAGUACAUCAAUCAUUAUUAAUAAACAUAUAAACUCUAUUUUACCUCUUUUAGGAUAUAAUUGGUUUAGAGAAUAAGUUAUUGUGUUAAUGGAUAAAUAUAAUUUGAGAAAUGAUGAAUUUGAAGAAAAUGUUAUUGAAGACUCUGAACCUAUUGCUGUUAAUACAGAACAUUGGAGGAGAUGUCAAGGUUAAGUUAAAUAAGUUACAUCUAGAGAAAAUUCUAAUUCUCCUGUAUUUUAAAGAAGAGAUACUAAAAGAAUGUCUAAAUUAAUGACCAUUAAGACAUCUAGAUAAAGUGAAUGUUUUAAUUCAUAACUCAUUAAAAUGGGUGAAUUAGAAGAGGAAUAAGAAUUUGAUCCUAAUAUUGAAAGUAUUAGAUAGGCUAAACUAAGAUAAAUAUCAAUUCAACAAUAAAAACAAUAGAAUGAUAAAAUUAAAAUACUUGAAGUUCAAGAAUAAGUUAAAUAAUUGAAAAGAUUAAAUGUAGAUUCUAAAUCUAAAUAUACAUUUGAUUAUGAAGGUAAGGUUGUUGUCUAAAAACCUCCUGAUAUUGAUAAAUAUCCAAAAUCAUUCUAAAAUAUCAGUGAAAAACGAACUCUAGUAGAAAUUAGAGAUCUUAUUCCUAAUCAUAAAAUGCAAUCUGAACUUAUAUAAUUAGCUAGUAAGAACAAUCAAAAUAUUGGUUAAAAUAAUUAAUUUGUGAUUAAAACAUCAGUUCCAUAAAUUGAUUUAAUUAUUAUGAAAGAAGGUGUCACAUUCUAUGAUGGAAAACAAGAAAAAAAAAAAGAUAGAGUUUUUCCCUUAAUGGAUAUUAAAGAUCCUGUCUAACUUUAAUAAACUUUAUAAAAAUAAAAUGUAUAAAUGACUAAAAUAGAAUAUUAAUAAAUUACUAGUACUUCAUAAACUAAUAAUAAUACUUUUUAAAAUAAAACUAUGAGUCUUUCCUCUUUAUAAUAAUAAUAAAAUUAAUUUACUAAUAGAUCUUAAUAAUAGACUGAUAAUUUAUUAAAUAUGAAUGACAGUAUAAUAAGUUAGAGAAUACCUAAAAAUCUUACUACUAUGAAUCAUUCUAUCUCAUCCUCUAUUUUGUAAAGAUUGAAUGGUUCUAUUUCUAUCUUAAGUGAAUAAUAACUUGAGGAAUUGAUUGUACCUUAACCUGAAAAAAAUGAAAAAAAUAAAGAUCAAAAGGAACACCCUCUGUUUCUAAAGAAAAAAAAGACAGAAAUUGAAAUAAUUCCUUCUAAAUCUGUUCCAAGUCUUACAUUUGAAUUACCAUAAAUACCUCCUAACAUUUUAUCGAAUACUUUAAGUAAAUUACCAAAAACAUUUGAAAGUCAAGGAAGUUUUCCUAAAUUAAUUUCUAAGUUUCCAAGAUAAAGAAUAUCAAAAUAAGCUAUACAAUUAAAAAUUGAAAUAUGA